AUGGCUUUGGUCCGUAAAAACACCUUAAGGUCACGAUCCAGACCUCUCGUGCGAGGACUUCGCCCGAACCGGAAGCAUCCUUCUGCGGCAGCACUAUAUUCUGCCUCCGCUAUCAGAGUUCUCGUGGGAUGGAUCGUGGUGAGAGCAUGGUGUUGGCAUCUGGCGAUAAGUAGCCCUAAUAUCUUGCUCUCUCCUUCCACGGUGAUUCCGUAUACCAUGGCAUAUACGAUGGGCGCGGAGAUCAAGGCGAAUUUAAUGGAGGGCAGGCCCACCCGAACAAAAAGUUACAGUGAUUAUAACGGGGAGACAAUACCGCCUUGCGGCGACUACGCCCCACGGUCGACGCUUUCGCUUCCUCGUGCCCCAUGGUCACCCAGGACCACGGCCACCACAACGACACUGUGCGCCACACAGCUUCAAUCGUCACUUCACGAAGAAAUAGUCCAGUUCAUGGAGUACAUGAAACCUACCUCCCACGAACUGGCCGUUCGGGAUGGUCUCGUCAAACGCUUCACAGAUCUCAUACGAUCCUUCCGUAUGGGCGUUGCUGUCCAGCCUGUCGGCUCCUAUGUCACUGGCCUCUUUCUCCCUACCUCCGAUAUCGACAUGGUUCUGACCUUCAACACGACAAGCGCCAGAUCCACAUAUUCGAGCAAUUAUUUCAUCAAAUCCGAUCUUCGCAUAAUCCUCGCAAAAAUACAAACAUCAGGUUUUGCGAGCAAGGUGGUCGACGUCCUGCAGGCUUCUGUUCCUCUCAUUCGAAUCACGGACAAAGUAACGGGCAUCGACAUCGAUCUUACCGCUGCAGACACCCACGGAGUGCUGGCUACGGCAGCCGUUCAGAAGUGGUUAAAGACGGAUGUUGACCUCAUAAAGACACUCAUCACUGUGGUCAAGAUGUUUCUUACAAUUAGAAGGUGCGGAACGACGUACACUGGUGGGCUGAAUUCGUAUGUGUUGGUGUGGAUGGUGGUUGCUUGGGUGAAACUCGAGUGGCCAAAGACGAAGAAGACCUUCGUGCGUCGGAAUAAGGACAACAAAGACGUCGACGAUCUAUCUGCAUUAACGGCUGCCAUUGGCGGGUUGUCCGUUAGCAGCGCGAGCAGCUCCCGCACCGCAAACCCAGCCCUCACAUUCCAGGAUCUCAUGCAAAGAACAGAGCCUGGAUAUUUGUUGGCCGCCUCUCCCCCCAAGAACUCCCUUCAUGGAAACUACUUUUCUUCAACUACCGGCACCGAACCAGACCUAGGACAUGCACUGAAGGGCUUUCUCAAAUUCUACGGCCAAGAUUUCGAUUACGUCAAUCAGGCCAUUAAAAUAGCGCCUACUCCUGCGUACGCCCCAAAGCCAUACCUCUUUUCGCGUUACCCCACACAACAAUAUCUCCUUUCAAUAUUCGAUCCUGCAGACACCACCAUUGACAUGGGGUCAAAGGCCUACGCAAUAAAGCAUGUCAAAGCCUCUUUUCAGGAAGCGUAUGGGACGAUUGUAAGGUUAGAACGGAAGGGAGGACAUCAGCCUGAUAUCUUGAGCAAGGUGCUCGGAGGAGAUUUUACAAAGUUUGUGCAGAAGAGGAGCGCGAUGGCACGGGGUUGA
Molecule: messenger RNA, 1596 nt
Organism: Cyclocybe aegerita
Lineage: Eukaryota; Fungi; Basidiomycota; Agaricomycetes; Agaricales; Hemipholiotaceae
Source: the annotation of a GenBank genome assembly